Aplosporella prunicola CBS 121167 is the source of this 2884-nucleotide messenger RNA. RefSeq lists its product as uncharacterized. Gene Ontology annotation, molecular function: GTP binding; microtubule binding; GTPase activity. Gene Ontology annotation, cellular component: membrane; cytoplasm; microtubule. The coding region runs from base 321 to 2729 and encodes 802 amino acids. The transcript is spliced from 3 exons. NCBI's taxonomy places the organism in Eukaryota, Fungi, Ascomycota, Dothideomycetes, Botryosphaeriales, Aplosporellaceae. The record is from RefSeq and is a predicted model, not a curated record.
ACAACGCCUGCGCCUCCGUUUUAAAGUUGAUUCAACAUACCGGGGAAACCCCAAUACCUAAAUAUAGCGCAUACUGCAAAUAGAUCAGGUAGGGUCUGGCUAGAGUACUUAACAGGCAAGUCACCGUCGCUUUCUUGGACAAAACAUACACUGUUGUUUCUUCGUUAUCCCCAUUACACUAGAUUCAACACCUCGAGAAGGUUCUAGAGCACAAUCUUUGCAUACCAUCUUUAUCUCUGAAUUCGCCUUGCUGGUAAUCUUUCUCUUGCCAGAGAAAAUACCCCAGAGCCCAGGACACGACUAAAGAAAGAGAUCGUGCAAUGGCGGACAACUCUCUCAACCCGAUAGCGUUGCGGGAGUUACAUUCCAAAGACCAAGGACAAUUACUCGACGACAUCGACCGUCUCCGUUCACAAGGUGUCAGCAACUACAUUGACUUGCCACAACUUAUCGUUUGUGGAGACCAAUCUUCCGGAAAGAGCUCGGUUUUGGAGGCCAUCUCACUUGUGCGCUUUCCUACCAAAGAUCAUCUGUGUACACGUUUCGCCACCGAGUUAGUUCUCCGGAGAACCUCCAACGUUCAUGCUGCCGUCACCAUCAAGCCAGGGCCUUCCCGAAGUGAGGCAGACCGAGCACGCCUCCUUGAGUUCAAUGAGCCUUUUACCUCAGGUGAUGAUCUCCCCAAUCUGAUCGAAUCAGCAAAGAAAUUCAUGGGGCUAUCACUACAUUCUUUUUCCGAGGACGUACUUCGCGUAGAGAGCUCUGGCCCUGACCGUCCCCACCUGACGAUUGUCGAUCUACCCGGAUUGAUUCACGCCAAUGGUCGACAACAAAGCACCGUCGAAAUCAACAAUGUCUCAAAGAUGGUUAAAGGCUAUAUGUCCAAUCCGAGAAGCAUCAUCCUAGCCGUUGUCUCUGCCCAAACAGAUUUUAGCAACCAGAUUGUCACAAGGCUGGCAAGGGAAGUCGAUCCUAACGGCACACGGACGCUUGGAAUCAUCACAAAACCGGACAUUCCGCCUCGAGGCUCAGACAGUGAAAAGGCGUGGAUCGGCGUCGCUAAGAAUGAAGAAGUUGAUUUCCGCCUGGGUUGGCAUGUACUAAAAAACAGAGAUUACGAUUCCCAAGGUGCCAGUUCUGCAGAGAGGGAUCAAAAAGAAUCUCAAUUCUUCUCGCAAGGUGCAUGGUCUGAGUUACCCCGAGAGUCGGUGGGUAUCUCUGCAUUGAGGACCCGCCUCAACAAGGUGUUUUUACAGCACAUUUGCUCGGAUUUGCCAGCUGUGGUAAAAGAAAUCAUGGCUGAGCUUCGUCAAUGUGAACAAACACUGUCGAAACUUGGAGAUCCUCGGCCUACGGCAAAGGAACAACGCACCUAUCUUACGUACAUCAGCCAAACAUUCCAGCAUCUAACAAAAGUCGCUGCUGAUGGAACAUACAACGACACGUUCUUUCGCCAGACGAAUGUACCUGGCGGGGACACGAAGCGUUUGAGAGCCGUUGUACGCAACCUCAACGACGAAUUUGCUGAUGAAAUGCAGAGGCGCGGCCAUUAUCUGCAAAUCCUCCCUGAAGAUGGCCAGCCUUAUGCCUUCGUCACAACUCCCGGUACUGGUGGCACAGUGUCUCGGCAAGAUUAUCUCAAUGAAAUCCAGGGAAUGGCGCGCAGGAACCGGGGCUGUGAGCUCCCUGGCACUCUAAGCUCCCUUCUUACAACAGAUCUCUUCCACCAACAGUCACAACCCUGGGAAGAUAUAGCUGCUCAGCACCUAGACAAGGUGUGGGCAUCGACCAAAGUGUUCCUCGAACUCGUUAUGGAGCAUGUAGCAAGUUCGGAAAGCUCGGAGAUCCUUCUACGUGGAUUUAUUGAUCCAUUGAUGGAAAACCGACUCAAAAUAAUCCAAGAGAAGCUCGCCGAGGUCCUACGACCUUAUAAGCACGGUGCUCUCAUCACAUUGAAUCGCCACUAUGCGGGUACUGUCGAGGCUGUCCGUUUCGGCCGGACCAGAGCCAAGAUGGUUGGUACUCUGAACAACUAUCUCGACGGCGGUUCAAAAGCAGGAAAUUUUACGAUGGAAGAUGUGGCCGAUGAUCUGUUGUCUUCUGAUGGAGAGCAACGAAUGUUCGCAGAAACCUGCUCUGAUAUUCUCGAUCGCAUGGAAGCGUAUUAUGAGACGGCUUUGAACGUGUUCGUGGACAACGUGGCAGCCCUCGUGAUUGAGAACUGUCUUCUUUCAGAACUACCUGAACUCUUUUCCCCCGCCAUCGUGGCAGGAAUGGACGAUGAGCAGCUUGAGGUAUUGGCGGCAGAAUCACAGCAAGUCACAGCCGAGCGAGCACAGUUGAACCGAAAAAUUUCUGUUCUCAAAGAAGGGCUCCGUACGUGCCGCAAGCAUGUACCCAGAGAGCAACAGACAAUUCCUCAAAGAUUUUCUACUGUAAAGAAACAAAAUUCAAACACUUCCUCAUCUCCAGAGACCACCGCGGCUUCCAUCACAUCAGAGCUCAACUCAAGUCGACUUACGAACAACACUUCGACCUCGUCCGCCGGAUCAUCUCGCCGGAGCUCACCAAAUGGGAGCAUCUUCGAUGAAGCCUCGAAUUCUUCCACUACUGGUACCAGUUCGGCUUCGACGGCAAGCAGUGCUCCGAGCCCGAGAGUGACAAGUUUUUCGGUUCCUGGUUUGAACGAAGAACUGCUUAAGAAGAAAUCAACAGCAGGCGAACUUUGAGGUAUCAGGAAGGCUUUAACAAGGUACUUUGCACUUGUUGCGCUUGGGCUAUAUGUUUUGGUUUUCGAUUUAAAGUUUUCCUACAUCGAUCGAAAGCUCUACCAUCAUAUAUAGUUGUCUUGAAUUUCAUUUGAUUUCCAAAAACUGUCCAGGCC